ACCAUGUUCAUUCGCCUCAGUUUCUGUGUUGAGUAAAUUGAUUUUUAUGUACCAGGAUACUUAGUUAAGCUGAUUGUUUUUCUGUAAAACCUUUGGUGAUCUUUGCUGGAAGCAGUGUAGAGGAAUAACUUGGUGGACAGAAGAAUCUCACAAACAGCUCCGUCAUUAUGUGAAGCAGACAACGGAAAAUGAUGGCACUUAUCCCAGGGACUCCCACCUCCCAGUUAUGAAUCGGCACACAAAUUUCAUCAGAAGAUGGGAUGCAGCACUCUCAAGAUUAUGAUCUACUGCACUGGUAAAUAACGGAUUACCAACACAGGACAAGUCCCUUCUUUGACCAUGGGAGCUGGAAAGGAAAUGCAUGCACGGACAGUAAAAAUGAGCACCCCGGGGGUACUGGCUGUGGUGACAGUGUUUUAUAUGAUUCCCGGCGGGUUGCUGAGUGAUAUAAGAGAUACUCGGGGUCUGGAAGGCCAACUGCUGGCCCAAGGGUCCAGUGUUCUGCACCAUCGGCAAAAGAGAGGCUGGAUUUGGAAGCAGCUGUUUGUCCAGGAGGAAGAUCCCAUUUCUCGCAUUAUUGGCCAGGUGAAAUCUGACUCUGACCAAGGUGAAUUUACCAUCCAGUAUAUUUUAUCAGGAGAAGGUGCUGGAGAUGUGUUUGAGAUGGACGAGUAUUCUGGAGAAAUCCGCACACUGAAGAAGCUGGACCGUGAGGAAAAGGCCUUCUACGUCCUUCAGGCCCAGGCCAUAAACAGGAGAACCAAUGAGCCAGCAGAGCCCCAGUCUGAGUUCAUUAUCAAAGUGCAGGACAUCAACGACAAUGCCCCACAGUUCCUGAACGAACCUUAUGUUUCCAGCAUCCCUGAGAUGAGUCCAGUCGGGACCAUAGUGGCCCAGGUGACAGCCACAGAUGCGGAUGAUCCCAUGUUCGGCAACAACGCCAAGCUGAUCUACUCCAUCCUGCAGGGGGAGCCCUACUUCUCUGUGCAGCCAAAGACGGGCAUCAUUGUAACAUCUUGGGCUAAUAUGGACCGUGAAGCCAGGGAGGAGUACCUGGUGGUGGUGCAGGUAAAGGACAUGCUGGGCCUCAGCGGCGGUUACUCCUCCUCCACCACGGUUACCAUCAGCCUGAGUGAUGUGAACGACAAUGGGCCCACCUUUCAGCAACAUCAGUAUACCUUUGUUUUACCUGAAAAUUCAGCCGUUGGCACCACAGUGGGCAGCAUUAUGGCAGACGACGGAGACAUUGGUAUUAAUGCCAGAAUGACAUACCGUCUGAAGGAUGACCUGAAAGAAAGCUCAACUUUUAUAAUCGAAACUCACCCAGAGACACAGGAAGGAGUGCUCCUCCUGGCUAAGCCUUUGGACUAUGAAUCAAAGAGACAGUACGCGAUGGACGCAGAGGCAAUUAAUGACCACCCAGACACUCGGUUUCUGACGCUGGAUGAGUUCAGUGACAGGACGAAGCUGAAGAUAUUUGUGGAGGACGUCGACGAGCCGCCUGUCUUCUUCUCAGCACUCUACCAGUGGAAGGUUCCUGAGAAUGCGGCGGUGGGAACCGUGGUUGGCACUGUUAGUGCCAGAGACACUGACGCAGUCAACAAUCCCAUCAGAUACUCAAUUGUAAAGAAGACCGAUGCCACCAACACUUUCAAAAUAGACCCAAACAAUGGAACCAUAGCAAUUGCCAGAUCUUUGGACCGAGAAACUUCAGACUGGCACAACAUGAGUGUUGAAGCAAAAGAAAUCACACAGAACCAUUUAUCCUCCUCCGUGGUGGUGUUCAUCACCGUGCUGGACGUAAACGACAACAUGCCAAGGCUUGCAAGGGAUUACCAGCCAUAUAUCUGUGAAGGCACGCAGGCGGGAGAACUCAUUCAGCUUCUCAGUGCUGUUGACCCAGACGAGGCUGUGGAGGAGCACCACUUUUACUACUCUAUGGUCCCUGAUGAGCGCAUCAAUCCAAACUUCACCAUCAGAGAUAAUCAAGAUAACACGGCAGGCAUCUUGGCACGCAGGAGUACGUUCACACGUAAGGAUCGAACUGAGUACCUGCUUCCUGUGGUGGUGACCGACAGCGGCACCCCAGCCCUCUCCAGCACCACCACUUUGACCAUCAGCGUCUGCAGCUGCCUGCCGGCUGGCCACUGUCCCACAGGAGGGGUGGAAGCACUCGCUCUCUCUGGGGUCAGCAUGCAAACCUUGAUCGGGGUUUUAGUCUGCCUGGUCAUGCUCACUGCGCUGUCGGUUCUAAUGCUGAUGGUGAGGAGGCACCGGCGUAAGCACCAGGAGGGGACGGAGGUGGAGGCGAAGGAGUUGGAGCUGCCUUUCUCCCAGAAGAUGCUUCAUUACGGGGAAAGUGAGGAGUGGGGAGCCGGCCUGGACUUUUGCCAGCCUGUCGUCCCACUGCGCCCUCAUCCGAGGAGGAGGGAGAGGAGGCUGCGCAGAGAGGAAGUCAGGGCCAGCAUACGGAUGUCACUCCGAGAGUCACACCUCAUUGGGCCAGAGGACGAGGUCUUCAGGCAGUUUAUCCUGGACAGGCUGGCAGAAGCUGAUCAGGAUCCUUAUGUCCCACCGUUUGAUUGCCUUCGGACUUAUGCUUAUGAAGGGUCAGGGUCCCCCUCAGGGUCUUUGAGCUCACUGGACUCCUCCUCUUUGGAAUUUGAACCUGAAAAGCCUGUGUUUAACUCCAAGCCUUAUGUAGUGAGGCUCACCCCUUGGUAUGGCGGAGCAGAGGAGGACACAAUAUUCUAAAUAACUAUUUUAAUGUUUUGUAUUUUUAUAUUAUUAAUAAUACUUGUUAAGGGCUGACCAGACCGUUUACAAAACUUUGUGUAGAACCCAUACUAAAACUGUACGUACACCCAAAAAAGGGCAUACCCCCACCCCCAAAAAAAGGAAUUAUGAUUUAUAAAACCAUGCACACGCACACCAGCACGCAAUUUCCCUUUAUAGAUCACAGCUGUACCUGAAUGUUUGCAUACCUGGUUCCUCCUCAGGUUCUGCCCUCUGCAGGCCCAGAUUCAACCAUAAAUGGUCGAUGCAAAGCACCUCAUGAAUGAAUCUGUAUUUAAAUGAGUCAGCUGAUUUCUUUUUCAUGGUGUAACGGCCACCAUGGAGAAAGAGCAGAGAAUCAGUCAAAAAAAUUUCACUGAGAGGAGUUUAUUAAAUGUGAAAAUCAGAGGUAAAAGCAAAAGAUGUUGUCCACAUUAGAAGAACUUGUUAAAAAGUGAAAUCGAUUGCAGUUUUAGGCCGGAGAUGAGCCUCGCGGAGCUUAUGGGAUGAUCCACAGCUGAGCGCCGCAUGGCUGUGAGCAGUAUUAAAGCACACCUUCUCUGCGCUCUGGGGUUUGGAGAGCAGGUUAGGACCCAACACGUGGGGGGUUUAUAUACACUGUCCCCUGUAGGUUAUAGCAGAAUGCAAUACUUGGAAUCUCAAGCAAAAUAUUUGCCAGUCGUCAUCACUGGCCAGGAAAUCUUCCAUCCCUGAGACUGCACUCCCUCCUAAUUCUCCCAUUUUCAAGGUCUUCCAGCAGCGCCACUGAAUCCGCUGUGCAGUAUUACACAGAAGUGUAUUCAACCGUUUACAGCAACUAAAGUAAUUGCCUCACACCUUGUCAGAAUUUAUCUGUUAAUUAGCGGUACGCGUCACCCUGAGAGGAAUGUGAUGGUAGAAAACCUUGAUAAAAUGUUGCGUGGACUUUUGUUUAAGAUUUAAGUUGGCUUAAGGGCAUUUUUUUAGUUAUUUGAAAGGUUGUUUUGUGUCACCAGCUCAAGAGUGAAUAACAGUGGGGUUUUGAAUGCUUAUAAUAAAGCUGAUCUAUGAAAUCUGUUAUGGAGUGAAAUUGAACAUCUGAGAGGAAUCAUCGUUCAGUUGGCUGUCUCUGUGAGGACAGCAUAUUUUCCUGCCAAGUUUUUUUUUUUACAGAUCCCAACUUUUAUGGGGAAAGUGAUGUACACACAUUUCAUGCCUUAUUUUGUGGAUAUGCAAGCUUUAUAAACGAGACCCCAGGACAGUUCAUGUUCUGUAAGCUUUAAUCAAA
Molecule: messenger RNA, 4042 nt
Organism: Fundulus heteroclitus (mummichog)
Lineage: Eukaryota; Metazoa; Chordata; Actinopteri; Cyprinodontiformes; Fundulidae
Gene: cdh19
Product: cadherin 19, type 2
Exons: 13
Coding region: 340-2754 (804 amino acids)
Biological process (GO): homophilic cell-cell adhesion; cell morphogenesis; adherens junction organization
Cellular component (GO): catenin complex; adherens junction; plasma membrane
Molecular function (GO): calcium ion binding; cadherin binding
Source: RefSeq, a predicted model, not a curated record